UUUGACAUUUGAGCAAUUCGCCGAUGCGGUUACCUGUUAGAUCUACCUUGUGCACAUGUUUCUGGUUGUCUUCCAAACUCCUCCCAAACAUCAACACGGAAUCAUCUAGGAAAUAAUGAGUGACGAAGUGGUUGAUGCUUUACCAAAUAUUCUAAUAACUGGCACUCCCGGUGUUGGUAAAUCGUACCUGUGUCAAAAACUCCAAGAGCAGCUCAAAUUCAAAUGGAUUGAUUGUUCCAAAAUCGCCAAGGAGAAUGAUUUCAUAGAGGAAUACGAUGAAGAAUAUGAGUGUCCCAUUUUGGACGAAGACAAACUUAUGGAUUACAUGGAACCCUUAAUGGCAAAGGGUGGUAAUAUAGUUGAAUAUCAUGGCUGUGAUUUCUUUCCGGAAAGAUGGUUUAGUGCCGUCUUUGUAGUCACAUGUCCAAAUAAUACAGUGCUCUAUGAUCGCCUUAAGGACAGAAAUUACAACGACAAAAAACUCAAGUCCAAUAUUGAAUGUGAAAUUUUCGGCACAAUAUUGGAGGAAGCCAAAGACUCCUAUAAACCAGAUAUAGUAUUUGAGUUGAAAGGUGAAACCAAACAGGAUGCUGAACAAAGUUUAAAGACAAUAAAGAAUUGGUACAAGGCAUGGAAGAGGAAAUAAAUAUAUUUCAAUAAAAGAA
Molecule: messenger RNA, 665 nt
Organism: Musca domestica (house fly)
Lineage: Eukaryota; Metazoa; Arthropoda; Insecta; Diptera; Muscidae
Gene: Ak6
Product: adenylate kinase isoenzyme 6 homolog
Exons: 2
Coding region: 116-646 (176 amino acids)
Cellular component (GO): cytoplasm; nucleus
Molecular function (GO): AMP kinase activity; ATP binding; ATP hydrolysis activity
Source: RefSeq, a predicted model, not a curated record